Molecule: messenger RNA, 2585 nt
Organism: Tarenaya hassleriana
Lineage: Eukaryota; Viridiplantae; Streptophyta; Magnoliopsida; Brassicales; Cleomaceae
Product: protein FAR1-RELATED SEQUENCE 6
Exons: 2
Coding region: 253-2382 (709 amino acids)
Biological process (GO): regulation of DNA-templated transcription
Molecular function (GO): zinc ion binding
Source: RefSeq, a predicted model, not a curated record
ACCAGUCGUGCCCCAAAAGCACCUUCACCGUCAGAGAGAGAGAGAGAGAAGCCAACUAAAACCGCCCGGCUCCAUUACCCGCGCUGAGCCACCCAUCCGGGUCGGAUCCUCCAUCCACGACCCGACCGGAUCCACCCCGGUCCGAUCAAGGCACGGAAUUUCUCCGGCGGCGGAGAAAAUAUUCAAUUACCACUGAAACAUCGCCGACGACUCAGAAGAAGGAGGAGGGGGAGGAAGAGGAGCCGAGCUCCAAUGGAAGGAAUUGAGACAAGCGGUGGAGAUGUACAGGCAGCAGCCUAUUUGCAGACGGAUGAGAGCCGUUCAAGAAAUGAACCAGCUUCAGACGGUGAACGUAUAUUACAGAUGGGAGAAGCCCUCGGUGGCCGUGAGCAGGUGGUGGUGGACUGCGAAUUUAACGACAGCCAGCAAAAGACAGAAGAUGCAGCUACGGAAUUUGGCAGUCAGAGCAGUUUGCAUGCGGAAAAUAAAGAAUUUGAUGCCCCGGCAGUCGGGAUGGAGUUCGAAUCUUAUGAUGAUGCUUAUAAUUACUAUAACUGCUACGCUAAGGAAGUUGGGUUUCGUGUGAGAGUGAAGAAUUCAUGGUUCAAACGGAACAGCAAAGAGAAGUACGGUGCCGUGCUGUGUUGCAGCAGUCAGGGCUUUAAGAGGAUUAAAGAUGUGAAUCGUUUAAGGAAGGAAACCCGAACUGGUUGUCCUGCAAUGAUAAGAAUGAGGCUGGUGGAUUCUAAGAGGUGGAGAGUGCUUGAAGUUACCCUGGAACAUAAUCAUUUGCUCGGUUGCAGGAUAUAUAAAUCUGUUAAGAAGAUAGGUACCGGAAUCAAGAGGAAGUCUGUCUCCAGCCCAGAUUCAGAGGUUAAGACAAUAAAGUUGUAUCGGGCGCUCGUGAUGGAUGCAGGGGAUAACGCGAAUCAAAAUUCUAGCCUGAUACAAUUUCAGGGUUUUUCCGGGUCACCCAAUGUUCUGAAUCUUCGAAGAGGGGAUUCCACAGCCAUUUAUAACUACUUUUGCCGUAUGCAAUUGACCAAUCCAAGCUUUUUUUACCUGAUGGAUGUAACUGAUGAAGGGCAGCUUAGGAAUGUAUUCUGGGCCGAUGCUUUCUCCCGAGCUUCUUGCAGUUACUUUGGGGACGUAAUCUACAUUGAUAGUACGUAUUUAUCUGGAAAGUAUGAGAUUCCGCUGGUGACAAUCGUCGGGAUAAAUCAUCAUGGGCAAACUACAUUACUCGGCUGUGGUCUGCUUGCUGGAGAGACAACAGAGUCUUACCAUUGGUUGCUCAAAACAUGGUUCAGUCUAAUGAGGUGUUCUCCUCAAACUAUUGUCACAGAUCGGUGCAAGCCUUUGGAGGCUGCCAUCUCGGUCGUUUUCCCGAGAUCUAAUCAUCGGUUUAUUCUGUCGCACAUAAUGAGGAAAGUUCCCGAGAAAUUGGGGGGUUUGCGUAAUUAUGAUGUGUUGAGGAAGGCAUUCGGGAAAGCAGUGUAUGAAACCCUAAAAGUUGUUGAAUUUGAAGCUGCUUGGGGGUUUAUGGUUCAGCAUUUCGGGGUUAUCGACAAUGAGUGGUUCCGUUCCUUGUACGAAGACAGAGCUAGAUGGUCUCCGGUUUAUCUGAAAGAUGCGUUCUUUGCGGGAUUAGCUACCGCUCGCCCGGGGGAAACGCUAAGCCCGUUUUUCGAGAAGUACAUUCACAAGCAAACCCCGCUGAAAGAGUUUCUCGAUAAAUACGAGCUUGCCAUUCAGAAGAAACGCAGGGAAGAAACUGUUGCUGACAUAGAGUCGAGAAGCUCGAACCCCCAGCUUAGAACGAGGUGUUCUUACGAGAUGCAGCUAUCCAGAAUCUACACGAGAGAAAUGUUCAAGAGAUUCCAAGGGGAGGUGGAGGAAAUGUACUCGUGUUUCAGCACGACACAGUUGCACAUCGACGGGCCCUUCAUAAUAUUCCUCGUGAAAGAGCGGGUCUUGAGCGAAUCCAACAGAAGGGAAAUCCGAGAUUUCGAGGUACUCUACGACAGAUCAGCGGGAGAAGUACGGUGUAUCUGCAACUGCUUCAACUUCUACGGAUACUUAUGCAGACACGCCUUGUGCGUACUGAACUUCAACGGGGUCGAGGAAAUACCCGAGAAAUACGUUCUACCGAGGUGGAGAAAAGACUAUAAACGCGUCAACAUCCCCGUUCCCGAUCACGGCUCCUUCGGGGAGGGCAUGGAUAGGGUUCAGUGUUACGAACAGUUGUACAGAGGCGCUCUGCAAGUAGUUGAAGAAGGAGCCAUUUCCAUGGAACAUUACAAAGCAGCACUGCAAAUGCUUCAGGAGUCUUUGGGCAGAGUUCAUAACGUAGAAGUACAAAAGCAUGGUACAGAAUACUAGCUAGUUUUUACAAGGAAUUAUGAUAUGUCGUCUGACUCUGCGUAUAUAUAGAUUCUUUUUUUUUUUUGAUAAAUUAUUUGCCCUUUUCUUGUUGAAGGGUUAAUGUUAUUGAGGAGAGCAGUAUAAACCAUAAUCCAAGGUUUCUGAAAUUUAGAAAUCGUUCUUUCCAAUUUGAAGUUUGGACCUUUUUGUAAUAUACUAUU